AUGAGUGCUAUUGAAAGCUCUCCUGGUCCCUUGAAGUACAGCAGUACGCCGCCAGCAUCCACCGACGAGAUUCUUGGCAUUCGACGCCAAUAUUGCCCGGAUGCUACGAUAUUACUCGUCGGGCUUUUUGGUGCUGGCAAGAAGACGCUUGGAAUAAUCGCAUCUGUCGCCUUGCGAAGACGCUUCGUUGACUUCGAUGCGGUCUUCAAUCAAGAAGUUCAAUCAUCGCCUCAAGAGUUCAUAGCUCGUCACGGUCUAGCACGAUAUCGCGAACUCGAACUCCAAAUAUCAAAGGAUCUCCUCACAAAGUAUGAUAAAGGCUGUGUCAUUGUUGGCCUUGGAGGCACAGCAAGUCCUUCACAGCGCACCCUUUUGACCGAAUGUGGUCAUCGACAUCCCGUUAUCUACGUGCGACGAGAUGAGAACGAUCUCCAACGGCUGUCGGGAACCAGCCCAGACAAGUUCAAUCGCAUAUUCGAGGUUGUGAAUGCGUUUUUCGUGUCUUGCACCAACUUUGACUUUUUCAAUCAUACCCAAAGCGAAUCUCAGAGCGCUCCGACACUGCCCGCAUACCUCAAACUCAAAGAGACUGAGCGGGUAUUUGUGGCAUUCCUGCACCGGAUUUUUGGUAGAUAUAAUCGCCAAGUUUUCUCCACCGAUCCAUUUGCAAAGUCACAUACAUACGCUUUACAAGUUCCUGUGACAUAUCUGGAUCACCCGGAGCUUGAUCUGGAAUCACUCGAGUCUGGAGCGGAUGCCAUUGCUCUCGUGGUUCAUCCUAGUGAUAUAAAUUCCACCGGGUUGACGGAAAAGCUUGUACGCCAUAUCGCUUUGUUGAGGAAGCACUCUCGUGUUCCAAUUAUUGUGGACGUGUCAGCGCCUCAUUCAACACAUUCGGCUUUUGAUUACCACAAAACUCUUGCGACCGUUCUGCGACUUGCCCCGGAUGCCUUGACAUGUUGCCUUGAAUGCGACAAUGGUCUUCUCGCCAAGCUCAAAUCAGCAAAGGGCUAUAUCAAAAUCAUCGGCACAGUUCACGAGUCAAAUCCAGUUGGAUCUCAAGCGUCCGCGCUGACGACUCCCGCAGAGUUAAGCAGGGCUUCAGAAUGUGACGCCAUACGAGUGACUGGGGAAGCAAUAUCACCAGAUCAGAAUUACGCCUGCCUAUCCUUUUCGCAUGACAUAGAAACAACCUUGAAAAUUCCUAUCAUCACGUACAAUACGGGGCCAAUAGGACAAGCCUCGAUUUGCCUGGGCCGAACUUUGUCACCAGUUGUAGUCCCGUCCUCGAAAGAGGCAGGUAUAACGAUGCGCGAUGCGCAAUCUGCGUUGACCGCUUGUUUCUUGCAGUCAAGGAAAACCUUCACCAUUUUCGGACAAAGCGUAAAGUACAGUCUUUCGGCAGCGAUGCAUAACACUGCCUAUGCGGCAUGUGGAUUGCCACAUAUCUACGACACACUCCAAAGUCAAAGUCUAUCAGAUAUCCAUCGACUCUUGAAAGAUGAGAACCACGGUGGUGUGACGAUCUCUCUUCCAUACAAAUCAGCAAUCUUACCUUUUCUUGACGAAGUCAGCUCUGACGCAAAAGAUAUUAACGCCGUCAAUACGGUAGUGCUGGAGCACAGUCAGCUUCCCAAUGGUGAAAGAGUCACGAUUCGGCGGGGUUACAACACCGAUUACAUUGGGAUCAGAGAUUGCAUCCAUAAACACCUCUCUCCAGCGAAUGCAGUUCGCGAUGGUACCACAGCGUUGAUAAUUGGCGCUGGAGGAAUGGCUCACGCUGCGAUCUAUGCAUGCUAUGAGCUUGGCGUUCGGAGGAUGUGCAUCUACAACAGAACGAUCGAGAAUGCCAAAAGGCUUGCAGACUAUUUCCACCAGUGGGCAAAGUCGAAGUCUGGAGUCAAUUUGCAACUCGACGUGCUCUGCUCGCCAGAGGACCCUUGGCCGUCAAAUUGUCGGUUGCCCACUAUUGUCACCUCUUGUAUUCCACCAUAUGAACUUGGAAGUGAAGAUUCAAUUGAUAUGCUGCUGUCAGAACAGUGGCUUAGCAGCCGAACGGGUGGCGUGUAUCUCGAGGUUGGAUAUGGCCCCUCGAGGACUCGAUUAAUGGAACAAUUUCUCCCCCGUGCAUCGAAGGGAUGGGUGGUAGUAGAUGGACUGAUGGUGCUGGUUGAGCAAGGCAUUGUUCAAUACGAGAUCUUCACUAAGAGACCAGCACCAGUUCAUGUAAUGCGACAUGCUAUUCGUGAACAGUCUAUCAGGCAUGGGUUUGUUCAUUGA
This is a messenger RNA of Penicillium cataractarum, 2280 nucleotides long. RefSeq names its product putative pentafunctional AROM polypeptide. Gene Ontology annotation, biological process: chorismate biosynthetic process; shikimate metabolic process. Bases 1 to 2280 code for a protein of 759 amino acids. The transcript has 2 exons. The record is from RefSeq and is a predicted model, not a curated record. Gene Ontology annotation, molecular function: shikimate 3-dehydrogenase (NADP+) activity; 3-dehydroquinate dehydratase activity. NCBI's taxonomy places the organism in Eukaryota, Fungi, Ascomycota, Eurotiomycetes, Eurotiales, Aspergillaceae.